This is a messenger RNA of Esox lucius (northern pike), 756 nucleotides long. RefSeq names its product extensin-like. Lineage: Eukaryota; Metazoa; Chordata; Actinopteri; Esociformes; Esocidae. The transcript has 2 exons. Bases 1 to 756 code for a protein of 251 amino acids. The record is from RefSeq and is a predicted model, not a curated record.
AUGGCCGCCGUCGCAUUCCAACAGCAACAGACGCAGACUCCCGAGGAGCCCGGUGGGAGGGUGGGGGGCAGGUGGCAGGGAGCCCCGGUCCGAGCCUCAGACUUCCAGAGCCCUCAACCCCCCCCCCACAACACUACCAACACCCCAAACCCCCAGCCCUCAAACCCCCCAACACCCCAAACCCCCUGUCCUCAAAUCCCCCAACACUACCAACACACCAAACCCCCAGGCCUCAAACCCCCCCAACAACCCAACACUACCCAAACCCCCAGCCCUCAAACCCCCCAACACCCCAAACCCCCAGCCCCCAACACCCCCAACACUACCAACACCCCCAAACCCCCAGCCCUCAAACCCCCCAACACCCCAAACCCCCUGUCCUCAAAUCCCCCAACACUACCAACACACCAAACCCCCAGCCCUCAAACCCCCCAACAACCCAACACUACCCAAACCCAAACCCCAGCCCUCAAACCCCCCAACACCCCAAACCACCAUCCCUCAAGCCCCCCAACACCACCAACACCCAAAACCCCCAGCCCUCAAACCCACCCAACACAACCAACACCCAAAACCACCACCCAUCAAACCGCCCAGCACCCCAAACCCAUAGCCUUCAAACCCACCUACCCCCCAAACAACCAGACCAACCCCUCCCCAGCCCACAUUACCAGCCCAUCAAUACCCCCAACCCACCUCGUUGCUAAAGAACUGGAACAGAGGACACAGCUUCUGACCGAGGAAUGGAGCGUGUGA